UCGCGGGUCGUGUUGAUUUUUCCUCCAAAAAUUUUCAAGUCAUUUCAAUAUCUCAAUAUAAAUUUUUGCGUCGUAUCAAUUCAAUUGCGUUCUGCUUCAAUUGUACAAUAAUGCCAAUCUGAUUACUGCCGUCUGAGUUCGGUUUCAUAAUUUACAAUUUGGAAAAAUGACUGUUUUUUCCGUAGAGAUAGAACUAGAUAUCAUCCAGAAUGGUGCUUUCGACACCAUGAACGAAUAUAGAAAAAAGAAUCUGUUUUGCGAUGUAUCUCUCGACACGAACGGUACUCUGUUUCCUUGUCAUCGUCUCAUUUUGACAGCUUCGUCUACUUACUUUCAAGUAAUGUUCAAUGGAAAUUUCAAAGAGAGCAGCUUGAAAGUCAUUCCCAUUCAGGGCAUCGAUGCCGAAAUAAUGGAAAUUUUGCUAUCCGCUAUGUAUACCACGCGAAUUCGCUUGCUUUCAGAAAACGUGUAUUUCAUAUUGAAAGCGAGUCAUUUGCUCCAAAUUGAUGUGAUUUUCAACGCAUGUGUAGACUGUAUCACGAAGAACGUCGGUCAUGUUCAUUACUUACCUGAUACGUGUUCAUUUGCGAAAACUAUUGGAGCUGAAGAAUUAUAUGUUAAAUGUAUGACGAGGUUAGCACUGGACGUGUUUCACUGGGAAAAAACAUACGCCUUUUUGGAUCUGCCCUACGAUAUUUUGAAAGAAGUAUUAUCAACGGUGGUAGUCAUUAAUGGCGGUCGGGAUGAUAAUCUACUCGCUGUAAUCAUAAAAUGGUGUAAAUAUAAUCACACUAGUGCCAAGGAUAUUAGGGUACUUAUGCAGAUUUGUAAUUUUAAGACAAAUCUCACAUCUGCAUUGGCUGAAUUGGUGGUCGAUGCGAGAAGUGAAGAUAACAGUGAAAGUGCGGAAGAUGAAAAUCAAUCUGAUAAUAAUUGUAAUUUGAACUUGAAUCUUUACUUGGAAACUGUUGACGUGAAAAGUGGAGCUAAAGGAUGGGGAACACUAAAGCUAAAUGAGUCAUUCAGCAAUUACACACUAUCAAACUAUCAAGCCAUGGAUUAUUGUUUACCGCAAAUUUGUUCACUAGGACUGAAGACUUACUGUUUAGCACAAGAUUUUGCAACUGAAAGUAUAAAUAGAAAAUGCGUUCUUUCUUGUUUUGAAGACGGUAGUAGAAUAGGUGAUUUGCAAGUGCCAAAUGAACUUUCUGUUUAUGAUUGUUACGAAAUGAUAGGGGUCGGAAAAGUGAUUUACUUUUUCCAACGUUGUUACGAUUCUAAGAUUUGGGUUUACGAUUGUGAACUAGACACGUGGCAAAAAGUAUCUUCACUUGAUAAUUCAUCGAAAUCAGUUCUGCAUGAUUAUUCAGGUUGGUAUGAUGUUGCAUUUUUAAAUAAUGUCAUUCAUAUUGUUGGAUGUAAAAAAAGCGAUUCCGAGUCUGAUGAUAGAUACAUUUUAUCAAUCGAUACUCGCGCUCCUCAGAUUACAAAUUUAAUCGCAUUCCCUAGCACUUCUCAACUCAUAAAUGCGACCGUGUGUGCAUUCGAUGGGAAAAUAGCGAUCUUAGGCAACAAUCGCGAUAGUAUUUUGCAUAGAACUUUACAUAGUACUUUUAGUAUUUUCGAUGUGACGGCAACAAAAUGGAGAACUGAUCUGGAGCCCAUGAACGAAGCCAGAGCAAAGCAUAAACUAAUUCAUCGUGAUGGGUUCAUUUAUGCUGUUGGAAAAAGACCAGUCAUUAACAAUGAGAAAUAUGAUGUCAAGUUGAAUACGUGGAUCGAGAUCCCAAAGUUGCCGGAACGAGCUCAGUUCGUUAAAGCUGAUGGCGUUAAUAUGACCUUAGGUUUUGGUGAUUUAAUUAAUGCUGAUUGAACUCAUUUCGCUGUAGGAUUAGUAUCCUAGACUGAGACUAAGAUAUAUAUUAUUAAGUACCUGUAUAAAUGUUGCGAUUGCGAUUAGUAGUUGUUUUUCCUUUUUCUACUUUUGUGGGUAUAGGUACUUACUCAAUUUGUUAUUUUUAUGAUUGAGAAAGUAUACUUUUGUGUUUAUGUGUUAUUUUUACCACAUAGAUUUAUUCUUAAUAUCGUUCUGUUCUAUUUUAAAUAAAAAUACAAAAUUAAAAAAUAAAAUAAAAUUGUUCAAUAUUGUUUUCAUAAUGC
Messenger RNA from Planococcus citri (citrus mealybug), 2160 nucleotides. RefSeq names its product kelch-like protein 13. NCBI's taxonomy places the organism in Eukaryota, Metazoa, Arthropoda, Insecta, Hemiptera, Pseudococcidae. The coding region runs from base 167 to 1873 and encodes 568 amino acids. The transcript has 3 exons. The record is from RefSeq and is a predicted model, not a curated record. Gene Ontology annotation, molecular function: protein binding.